Coprinopsis cinerea okayama7#130 is the source of this 585-nucleotide messenger RNA. RefSeq lists its product as hypothetical. The record is from RefSeq and is a predicted model, not a curated record. The transcript has 3 exons. Lineage: Eukaryota; Fungi; Basidiomycota; Agaricomycetes; Agaricales; Psathyrellaceae. The coding region runs from base 1 to 585 and encodes 194 amino acids.
AUGAGCUCAACCCCUCUCCAAUCCCUAGUCCCGGGCUACAUCCAAGUCGAAGACUUCGGAGACUCCGACGAAUACGAAGAUGAAGAAGAAAUUUCCUACGUAACCCUGGAUCUGGGCACCGUCGAGCCCACACUCGUUCCAAGCGCCUCAAGCUACUACUUGAUCCUACAAGGGACAGUACUGAAAGGACGACACAACCAUUUACUCGGUACCGAAUUGGUCUUCUCGGAGAACCCAGAUCCUCAGGAACGCAGUAAACGCCCAGUACACCACAUCGCCAACACAGAACAACGAAUCCUCUUCAAAGAGGUCACACUAGAGCCCAAAUCCCCCGAAUCCAACAAGGACGAUAAAGGCGCGUCUCGGAAAGACGGCGGCGGGGUCGAGCAGGACAGCCAGAAGAUCGACCGGAUGACUGGACGCGUCGCACCACCUACACGAGCACCGCGAACAAGAGGGAAGAAGAAAAACAAGGAAAAGGAAAAAGCUGCAGAGCCUGAAACCCAGGCUUCCGGUUCGCAGCCAGACGACCACCAGGAAGGAGGACAUGACACUGAAGACGCGAUGGACGUCGUGCAAGAUUAA